GAUUAUGGUGAUAAUCGUGACGCGGUUGGCAACACUUCUCUUUCACCAAUUAUUGACAGACGGUUAGGUCAUCACCACUUCGAACAUGCCGCGCGAACUUCACGAAAUUAAGCAGUUCCUUCUCACGGCGCGCAGGAAAGACGCCAAAUCCGUCAAAAUCAAGAAAAACCCCGAAAACACCAAGUUCAAGGUGCGCUGCUCGCGAUUUUUGUACACUCUGGUGAUCACGGACAAGGAAAAGGCGGAAAAACUCAAACAGUCCCUUCCACCAGGCUUGCAAGUGAAGGAAGUGAAGUAAAUGUUAAUAAUUUUACUUUUGUAACUUAAUAUAAACGUUAA
Messenger RNA from Zophobas morio, 339 nucleotides. RefSeq names its product large ribosomal subunit protein eL38 (gene RpL38). The record is from RefSeq and is a predicted model, not a curated record. Gene Ontology annotation, cellular component: cytosolic large ribosomal subunit; ribosome. The transcript is spliced from 5 exons. Gene Ontology annotation, biological process: protein-RNA complex assembly; translation. NCBI's taxonomy places the organism in Eukaryota, Metazoa, Arthropoda, Insecta, Coleoptera, Tenebrionidae. Gene Ontology annotation, molecular function: structural constituent of ribosome. Bases 86 to 298 code for a protein of 70 amino acids.